This is a messenger RNA of Linum trigynum, 5766 nucleotides long. The record is from the annotation of a GenBank genome assembly. NCBI's taxonomy places the organism in Eukaryota, Viridiplantae, Streptophyta, Magnoliopsida, Malpighiales, Linaceae.
AUGGCUAGCACCAGCGGCACCAAGAGCGACCUCCCGCGGUCGCUCUCCCGGGCCUCCACCAUGAUGGUGGAUUUGCGCGACGGCGACGCUCCGGUCAUCGACAGUGAGGUCGUUCCCUCUUCUUUGGCUUCUAUUGCCCCCAUUCUCCGUGUUGCUAACGAGAUUCAGGAUGAUAAUCCAAGAGUCGCCUAUCUAUGUCGGUUCCAUGCAUUUGAGAAAGCUCAUAAGAUGGACCCAACAUCAAGUGGACGUGGCGUCCGCCAAUUCAAGACAUAUUUGCUGCAUAGACUUGAGAAGGAAGAAAGUGAAACAGAACCUCGUCUUGCAAGAACUGAUCCAAGAGAAAUACAAUUGUACUAUCAGAAGUUCUACGAGGAAAAUAUAAGAGAUGGACAAUAUACUAAAAAACCGGAGGAGAUGGCUAAAAUUCUUCAGAUUGCAUCUGUGUUAUAUGAUGUGCUGAAAACAGUGGUACCUUCAUCCAGAGUGGAAGAAGAGACACAAAAAUACGCCAAGGAUGUUGAGAAGAAACGAGAGCAAUAUGAGCACUAUAACAUUCUUCCACUAUAUUCUGUUGGUUUAAAACCGGCAAUUAUGGAACUUCCUGAGAUCAAAGCUGCAUUUAAUGCUGUACGCAAUGUGGAUAAUCUUCCGAUGCCCAGAAUCAGUUCCAUUCAUGGUGCAAACCAUGACGUGCCGACUGGAAAGAUCAAACCUGUCAAUGACAUACUUGAGUGGCUUUCUUCUCUUUUUGGUUUCCAGAAAGGAAAUGUGGCAAACCAGAGAGAGCACCUGAUAUUGUUAUUAGCUAAUAUAGACACAAGGAAACGGAGCCUUGAAGAUUAUACAGAGUUAAAUACUGGCACAAUACAGCAACUACUGAACAAAACUUUCAAAAACUAUCUUUCCUGGUGUCACUAUCUGCGAGUUGAAAGCAAUCUCCGGUUCCCAGGAGGCUUUGAUAAACCACAGCUAGAGCUUAUCUACAUUGGGUUGUAUCUACUAAUAUGGGGAGAAGCUUCAAAUAUACGAUUCAUGCCAGAAUGCAUUUGCUAUAUCUUCCACAAUAUGGCAUAUGAAGUUUUUGGCGUAUUAUUCCGCAAUUUACAUCCUGUUAGUGGAGAGAGUUAUGAAACAGCAGCACCUGAUGAUGAAGCUUUUCUGCGGAAUGUAAUACAUCCUAUAUACCAGGUUGUGCGUAAGGAAGCUAGGAGAAACAAAAGUGGGAAAGCCAGCCAUUCGAGGUGGAGAAACUAUGAUGACUUGAACGAGUAUUUCUGGUCUAACAGAUGUCUUAGAAUAAAAUGGCCGAUGGAUCUCAAAGCAGACUUUUUUAUUCACUCAGAUGAGGUUUUGCCAACAAAUGAGAGAUCUAAUCAGGGUGGCAGUGGAAGGCGGAAGCCGAAAACUAAUUUUGUCGAAGUCCGUACUUUCUGGCACCUUUAUAGAAGUUUUGACCGCAUGUGGAUCUUUUUUAUCUUGGCUUUCCAGGCUAUGUUGAUUAUUGCUUGGAAUUCUGGAUCUAUUGCUGGCUUUUUUGAUCCAGAUGUCUUCAGAAGUGUGUUGAGCAUCUUUAUCACUUCUGCAGUUCUCAAUCUGCUGCGAGCUAUUCUUGAUAUUAUACUCAACCUUUAUGCUUGGAGGAGCUUAAAAUUCACACAAAUAAUGCGCUACCUGCUCAAAUUCGCUGUGGCAGCAGCAUGGGCUGUUGCUAUGCCUAUUGCUUAUUCCAAAUCUGUUCAGAAUCCGACAGGGCUCAUCAGAUUUUUCAGCAGCUGGGCUAGUGACUUUCAAAAUCAAUCUCUUUAUAAUUAUGCUGUUGCAAUUUAUUUGCUGCCCAAUAUCCUAUCUGCUCUAUUGUUUGUGCUUCCACCAUUACGAAGGACUAUGGAGAAAUCAAACUUCCGGAUAAUUACUCUACUUUUGUGGUGGGCUCAGCCAAAACUGUAUAUUGGUAGAGGCAUGCAUGAGGAUGUGUUUUCACUUUUAAAGUAUACACUCUUUUGGAUCUUACUGAUUAUAAGCAAGUUAGCAUUCAGCUAUUAUGUUGAGAUAUUGCCACUUGUUGAGCCAACGAAACUGAUUAUGGAGAUGAGGAUCGAUAAUUAUCAGUGGCAUGAGUUCUUUCCACAUGCUAAGCACAACAUUGGUGCGGUUAUUGCAAUAUGGGCGCCAAUUGUCCUGGUUUACUUUAUGGAUGCACAAAUAUGGUACGCAAUAUUUUCUACUCUUUUCGGUGGCAUUCGUGGAGCAUUCAGUCAUCUGGGUGAGAUAAGGACUCUUGGUAUGCUGCGGUCAAGAUUUGAAGACGUUCCUUCAGCUUUCAGUACCUGUCUUGUGCCUUCCUCAAAGAAAAGAGGCAAAAGGAAACAUUUGGAUGAGUCAGCUGAAAGGCAAAGCAUUGCCAAUUUUUCUCAUGUGUGGAAUGAGUUCAUUAACUCUAUGAGAAUGGAGGACCUCAUAAGCAAUGAUGAAAGAGAUUUGCUACUGGUACCAUCUUCCUCUAAUGAUGUGUCAGUCAUUCAAUGGCCUCCCUUUUUGCUUGCGAGCAAGAUUCCUAUUGCUCUGGACAUGGCAAAAGACUUCAAGGGGACUAAUGGUGCUGACUUAUUUAGGAGAAUGGAUGAGUAUAUGCGGUUUGCUGUGGUUGAAUUUUAUGAGACUAUAAGAGACAUAAUUUAUAGUCUGCUGCAAGAUGAUUCAGACAGGAUGAUCAUAAGACAGAUUUGUUAUGAAGUUGACGUGAGCAUACAACAACAAAGGUUUCUGCAAGAAUUCAGAACGAGUGGGUUGCCUUUGCUUAGUGAUAAGUUGGAGAAGUUUUUGCACACCUUGCUGAGUAAUUAUGAAGAUCCGGAUAUGUUCAGAGCUCAAAUAAUCAAUAUUCUCCAGGACAUUAUUGAAAUUAUUGUUCAGGAUGUUAUGGUUCGGGGCCGUGAAAUCCUUGAAAGAGCUCACUAUGCCGCAGAAGAUGACGAGAGUGUCAAGAAAGAACAGAGGUUUGGAAAGAUAAACAUUGACCUCAUACGAAACAAAACAUGGAGAGAGAAGGUUGUAAGGUUGCAUUUGCUCUUGACAACAAAGGAAUCUGCAAUAAAUGUGCCAUCCAACUUAGAUGCCCGUCGCCGUAUCACUUUCUUUGCAAAUUCGUUGUUUAUGAACAUGCCAAGUGCCCCAAAAGUGAGGGACAUGCUUUCUUUUAGUGUUUUGACUCCUUAUUACAAAGAAGAUGUCCUUUACUCCGAGGAAGAGCUUAAUCAUGAAAAUGAAGAUGGCAUAACAAUUUUGUUCUAUCUUCAAACAAUAUAUCGCGAUGAAUGGAAAAACUUUGAGGAAAGGAUAACUGGUUGCGCUCCGAAGGACAGGGCAGAGCUUACUCGUCAUUGGGUAUCUUAUAGAGCACAGACACUUGCAAGAACAGUUAGAGGGAUGAUGUACUAUAGACGUGCUCUGGAACUACAGUACUUGCUUGAAUUUGCAGGAGAGAAUGCUAUUAUCAAUGGCCUCCCCAGCAUGGAACUCAGUAAUGAGGAUAGAUCUCUAUCUGAGCGUGCGCAGGCUCUAGCUGAUCUGAAAUUCACCUAUGUGGUUUCAUGUCAGAUAUAUGGUGCUCAAAAAAAGUCCAGCGAUGGCCGGGACCGAAGCUGUUACAAUAACAUUUUGAAUCUCAUGUUAAAGUAUCCAUCACUGCGGGUUGCUUAUAUCGAUGAAAGAGAGGAGACAGUGAAUGGAAAGCAACAGAAGGUGUAUUAUUCUGUGCUUGUUAAAGGGGGUGACAAGUUGGAUGAGGAAAUUUACAGAAUUAAGCUUCCGGGGCCUCCAACAGAAAUAGGUGAAGGCAAACCUGAAAAUCAGAACCAUGCAAUUAUUUUCACUCGUGGAGAAGCUUUGCAAACCAUUGACAUGAACCAGGAUAAUUACUUUGAAGAGGCUUUCAAAAUGAGAAACGUACUGGAGGAGUUCAUAACACCCCGCCGUGGGCCACGCAAGCCAACAAUUCUGGGCCUGAGGGAGCAUAUAUUUACUGGAAGUGUUUCAUCACUUGCCUGGUUUAUGUCCAACCAAGAGACAAGCUUUGUCACCAUUGGACAACGAAUUUUGGCUAACCCUUUGAGGGUUCGUUUCCAUUAUGGUCAUCCUGAUAUAUUUGACCGGAUAUUCCAUAUUACCAGAGGUGGCAUCAGCAAAGCUUCUAAAAUCAUAAACUUGAGCGAGGAUAUAUUUUCAGGAUACAACUCUACACUACGUGGUGGAUACAUUACACACCAUGAAUAUAUACAAGUGGGCAAAGGACGUGAUGUGGGGAUGAAUCAGAUAUCACUUUUUGAAGCAAAGGUUGCUAACGGAAACGGAGAGCAGACUCUUAGUCGCGAUGUUUAUCGUCUUGGGCGCCGGUUUGACUUCUACAGGAUGUUGUCAUUCUAUUUCACGACAGUUGGUUUUUAUUUCAGCAGCAUGAUAACUGUGCUUAUCGUAUAUGUGUUCUUGUAUGGACGUUUGUACAUGGUAAUGAGUGGAGUAGAAAUGGAGAUCCUGACAAAUGCAACGAUACGACAAAGCAAUGCACUUGAAGAAGCUUUGGCCACCCAGUCUGUGUUCCAAUUAGGAUUGUUACUAGUCCUGCCAAUGGUUAUGGAAAUUGGAUUGGAGAAGGGGUUUCGCACUGCCUUGGGUGAUUUCAUCAUUAUGCAACUACAACUGGCCUCUGUCUUCUUUACAUUUCAGCUUGGAACUAAAGCUCAUUACUACGGGAAGACGAUUUUGCACGGUGGUUCUAAAUAUCGGGCCACUGGCCGUGGCUUUGUCGUGUUCCAUGCAAAGUUUGCUGAUAACUAUAGGUUAUACUCGCGGAGCCACUUUGUGAAGGGAAUAGAGUUGUUGAUGCUAUUGAUUAUAUAUGAGGUCUACGGGGAGUCGUAUCGCAGUUCAAAUCUUUACUUGUUCAUCACGUUCUCCAUGUGGUUCCUUGUCGCUUCCUGGUUAUUUGCUCCUUUUGUGUUCAAUCCAUCUGGCUUCGAUUGGCAAAAAACUGUGGAUGAUUGGACUGAUUGGAAGAGGUGGAUGGGGAACCGUGGUGGGAUUGGAAUUCCGCCAGAGAAAAGUUGGGAAUCAUGGUGGGACGGUGAACAAGAGCAUCUCAAAUACACCAACCUGAGGGGCCGGAUAAUGGAGAUAAUCCUUGCCUGCCGCUUCUUUGUCUACCAGUACGGCAUUGUCUAUCAUCUUGAUAUAUCUCACCGCAUCAAGAGUCUCCUGGUGUACGGACUUUCGUGGGUUGUCAUGAUCUCUGCUCUCCUGGUAUUGAAGAUGGUGUCAAUGGGGAGGCGGAAGUUUGGCACAGAUUUCCAGCUAACGUUCAGAAUUCUAAAGGCACUUCUCUUCCUGGGGUUCCUGUCUGUCUUAACUGUAUUGUUCGUGGUCUGCAACCUUACAAUAGCGGAUUUGUUUGCUUCCAUCCUUGCCUUCAUUCCCACUGGAUGGGCUCUGCUUCUGAUUGGUCAAGCAUGCAGGGGACUGUUUAAAGGAAUAGGAUUGUGGGAUUCAAUCAAAGAGCUGGGUAGAGCGUACGAAUACAUUAUGGGACUGUUGAUCUUCUCCCCAAGUGCCAUCUUGUCUUGGUUCCCGUUUGUCAACGAGUUCCAAACUCGGUUGCUCUUCAACCAAGCUUUCAGCAGAGGCCUCCAGAUUUCCAUGAUUCUGCAGGGAAGGAAAGAUAAAGACGAUGCAGCGGCCAAGAAAGAUAAGCCUCCGCCCCCAGUUAAAUAG